UAAGCAUGUGUUUACUUGUGAACUUUAAAAUGCUACAAGCUGUGUUGGAAAAAUGUAAAUGCUGUGAAUCAUCUGAACAGCAGGAUCCAUAUUGCCCUCCUCCCUGUUAUUGCUCAACAGAUUAGGACACGCUGGCUUUCAAAAGAUCCAUGAAAAGGAAAUUGCAACAUGUGCUCUAGUCUCCGCAGAAGAGGAAGUACAAGCUGAGGAGGAAACUUCUGAACUCGGAUUGAAGUUUUUUAAAGUAACAAGAUGAUUUUACAAGACUCUCAUGUGACCUGAGGAGGCUGUUACCUAUACAGAAGGGCUGGAAUAACAUUAGAUGGUCCCACUGAGGUGGGAUCAGAGCUGUUGAGUCAUUGGCUGGUUUUGCAUGGCUGAGAAUUCAAUCUGCACGCGUGGGUCAGAGGUGAGAUUUCCUCUGUGAGCUCCGCUGUGUGGUGUUGACUCUCUCAUCCUUCCUCCGUCUGUUCGGUGCGCCUGUCACUUUCUUUGAGCCAUGGGCCUAGCUUCUUGGAAACUGGGAAGUCUGCUGUUUUUCCUCGGGCUUUAUGGGAUCUGCUCAGGAUCUGUGCAUGAGAACUGUACCAACUACAAGCUCCAGUUUGAGAGGGUUUACUCUGUUCCGGGGGAUGUUGCUAUGUUGAAUAGCACCCUGGUGGCUCACGAUGUCUUCGACUACACCUUAAAGCCUUAUAACAUCACCUGGUAUGGCUCAAAACAAAGAGGCAAAGAGCUGAGCAACCAGCCCGGUCGAAUCCUGCUGCAAGGAGAGACUCUGUGGUUUCUUAACGUGACGCUGAAUGACGAGGGGGAAUACAUCACCAUACUCAGGACUUCUUCCGGGUGCUACAGGCAGGCCACCAAGCUGAUAGUGGAUAAGCCAGUUGCUGCAGAGUGUGGGAGGCCGCAGAAAGCGAAUCAAAUGGUUACAAAUGGAGUGACUGACCAUGUAUCAUGCCCUCUGAAAGACUACAUCAAGAAACUGGACAGCUACAACAUCACUCACUCUCUCACGUGGUACAAAGAUUGUGACCGCAUUGUGAGUGGGGUGGGCAAAUUUAGCUACUGGGAUGAGACCAAACUGAAGAUUGACGAGGUGGACCUCCAGGACAACGGCCACUUCACCUGCACUCUUACCUUCACCCUUGGUGGCGUCACAGGAUCUGUAUCAGAGACCAUAUAUACAUCAGUCAAAGAGGAGUAUUGUUCUGUUCCACAAGUGCAUGAACCAGCCAAUGAAACUAUCAAGGCACCAAUAGGGUCCAAUUUCACCAAGAAGUGCCUAGUGUUUGUGCCAUGUGUCGGGAACAGGAGGUGCAUGGUUGAUAUCUUUUGGGUGCUCAAUGAUGAUUUCAUUGAAAUUGAUAUUUCUGAGCGGGUCUACUCAUCAGAAGAGCGUUUGUGGCAUCAGAAUGCUCCCAUUAAAGGCCUGUGGUUGGAGAAGCUGCUGAUUAUUUCUGAGCUGCGGGAGGAGGAUUACCAAAUCAACUAUACCUGUCGAGCGUACAGUGACCGGGGUAAUCCUUGGGGAUAUUUCUCUUUGUUACCACCAGAUCCCUGCAUCAUAAUUCCCAUUGGAUCUGCGCUGGGCAGUGUGAUGGUUCUUUUGAUCAGCAGUGUCAUCGUCUUCUACAUUUUCAAAAUUGACAUUGUGCUGUUGUUCAGACAAGCAUUUCCCAUCCUCUACACAAAUAAAGAUUUGGAUGGAAAGCUGUAUGAUGCCUAUGUGGCAUACCCACAGCCCUGUGCAGUUGGGUUCAGCGAAGAAGUGGAGAUGUUUGCUAUUCACAUGCUACCUGAAGUGUUGGAAAAAGCCUGCGGUUACAAACUGUUCAUAGCAGGCCGUGACUGUCUGCCGGGGCAGGCUGUAGUCGACUCAGUGCACGAAAACAUACAAGCCAGCCGUCGCCUCCUCCUGCUCUACACCGCCUCUACUUUCAUCAGCAAAAGCCACACCGGCAGCGUCAGUAGCCAUAACAACAACAAUGUCUCCAAGGACAGCGACGGCAUCAAUAACAACGAGAGCAAGACCGGCGACAACAUCAACGGCGAGAGUUUGGACGGCGGCGACGGAGACUACUUAGAUACGAGGCAGCAGUUGGAGUGUUUGGAAGCGAUGUACAAAGCACUAAUGGAGGGAUCUCUCAAGGUGGUGCUAGUGGAGUUGGAAGAGGUCACCCCCGCUCAGCUGGCUCUCUUCCCAGAGUCGGUGCGUCAUCUGAGGAAGAAGCAGGGGGCUGUGCGCUGGUGGAAGAACCAGAGGACGAGGCAAAGGUGGAAGACUUGUACGAGGAGAGAGGAUGAGGAGAAAGGCAGACAGGACGCGGAGCUGUCCCCAUCUCUCUCCCCUUCCUCCAGGUUUUGGAAGGAGAUGAAGUAUCAUAUGCCGGUGAGGGGCAAGAGGGCGGUGUACCCUGAGAAAACCGCCCUACUGUAAAUGUGAUGUGGUGUCAUUAUGUUUGAUAAGUGUUGGACCAGACAGUAGCUGGUUUAAGAUGGAAAUGCGCAUAGAGGCGAAUCCCUCUAUCGCACAAGCAACACAAAAAUACAGCUCUGUAAAUUUGUGAGUUGCGCUCUCUGAGUCGGGAUUACGGCACGGAUGCACUUCUGCACGUUUUGUCCUUUUCUGCUAUAAUUGUGCUUUUUAAAGGAGUACAUUCAUGGCAGCACAAAGGCUCAUCGUUGUACCGCGCGGAGCAUUCACCGAAGUGCAAAGUAACUGAUCUCAAAAAAGGAGGAAGAUGUUUCGCUCACAGCAGUAAAGUCACACCUGAUGUGCUGAUCAUCACAGUGGCUGCUGUAAGCUCAAACACUCCAUAUGUUGAGCUGUUGACAUUCCCUGGAAAGUGGAGACUGAAGAACGACACGGACAAAGGACUGAUCAAACCAAGUGAUCGUGUGUAACUGUAAAAUGUACAUAUGUAUAAUGAAAAGUGUAAAUAUGUACAAGUAGUAUAGUUUUAAAAUGUCAUCGCAAUGAUUCGUAUCUAAUGCAAAAAAAAAAAAGGGUGCUUAAGUGAAAGUCUUUUAACAAGUGGAUACAUGCACACAAGUGAGUUGGUAACCUUUCCUUUCUCUCAGACUUAAGGACACAUAGUUGCUGAGAAGGGUGACCAUAAAGUAUUCUACUUAUCCAGAGAGUCUUUCAAAGCUCAGCAGUUUUCAAUAAUGUGAAAGUGGAGCAGCAAACUGUGAGCUUUUUUCAUAUCAUACUUACUGCUGUUAAUUUAUGAUGAACUAUGAAUGAACAGAUGAGUGAAUGUAAUUACCAAGGAAGGGAAAUGUGGGACAUUUUUCAUCAUUGUGAUCAUUUCCAUUUUAUCAUGCUAGUGAUGGGCUCUGAAGGCAAAAUACCCAGAUUCAUUAAGCUCAGAUAUAAUAAAAUCAAAUCUCUUAGGUAGCAAGCUUUUCCAACUAGCUGACAGCAUCAAUAGGUGAUUCUAAUGUUGAAAGAGUAUUACAAGUAUUCAACACCUCAACAUCUGGAUUGUCUAUACUGCACUAUAAUAGUCCACCACAUACUGAAUGUUGAGGAUGUAUAAUGAGGAAACUCUUUAUGUAUGAUCCUUUGUACUAAAGCUUGACUGUUUUGUCAAUAAAUGGGACAUUUUGGAUC
Molecule: messenger RNA, 3619 nt
Organism: Scomber scombrus (Atlantic mackerel)
Lineage: Eukaryota; Metazoa; Chordata; Actinopteri; Scombriformes; Scombridae
Product: interleukin-1 receptor type 1
Exons: 13
Coding region: 500-2440 (646 amino acids)
Biological process (GO): signal transduction
Molecular function (GO): interleukin-1 receptor activity
Source: RefSeq, a predicted model, not a curated record